AUGCGGAUGAACCGGCAUCAACCUCGAAUAUCCUGUGCGCAUUUGGCCUUUCUAGUCAUCAUCGCAGGCUCGGUGUUGGGCUUUAGGUUUGGUUUCAAAGAGUCAAACUCGGUAUCGUCAACCAACGACAAUGUUCGAGCGAUCUCAGAGAAUCAUGAGAUGCAAUUGCCCGAUCUGGCAAGCGAUCUCGAGGAGCGACUCCAAGGCGUUAGCAGCAGCAAUGAACCCGACCGAGAGGAAAGUUCAUGCUACAGUCGGAUCUUUGGUGCUCUCACGAAUCAGGGGAAGAGCACAACUCCGGAGCCCUCGUUAUGUUCAGUGUUGGGUCGUUCAGAAGCACACCGAACGGCGUUUGCUGCCAGGUUGACAAUCUGUGAAUUGGAAACCAACCGGCUAACACUCCCAAGAGAAUGCACCCUAUGGAUCGAAGGCGGAUCUGAACCCACUUCCCCAAAGCUCCAAGCUUGCGUCGGUGCAUUGCAUGCCUCUCCACAGUCCUGGUCUUCGUUUACCGGCCAUCAAAGAGAAGCGGUUCAACUUUGCUUUGCUCGUCACAAACUACAAGGAAUCGAGCUGGCCACUUCGCUGAAUCUUGAAACCAUAAAGUUCUCAACUGAUAUGAUCAGAUUAGGGAGACUGGACCAUCAAUCCAACCAAGAAGAUCUCCGGAAGCUGCGUGAUCAUAUGAGAAGUUUAUUCGAUCAAAGCAUCCAAAGCUUCCACUCGGUCUCUGAAAGCAAUCGGCAGGAGUCGCAGAAAAUCUUCCAAGAACUAGAAAACCGAUUCCAGGAUGUAAAGAACCACCUGUAUGAACGCAAUGAACAGAUGUGGAAAGAGUUCAAUUCCCAUCAAAACCAGCAGAUCGAUACUCUUCAUGAUAGGGUUCAAUCGCUCAACAAUAACCAUGAACUGAAAGUGAACGAGAAUGUGAAUAACUUUAUACAAACGAUGAAGAAAGAGGUAGAGCAGAAAAUUCAAUCCAGUCUGGAUUCUGCUGCUGUCGGAAUGAUAGAAAAUCUGAAAAAAGCGUUUGAGGUUGAAAGUCGAUCGAACUCAGCCAACGUAAACCACCAAAUCAAGCAGGCAUUCGACGCAGCCUUGGACUUGGCCACCCAGCGACACCACCGUGCGUUAGAGGAAAGUAUCACGCUACAAUCGCGAAGGAUGUCGGCCCUGUUUGACGAGCUUCUUUCGGUAGAGAGCAUCCUUAGUUCGAUGAAGCAAAACCUGGACUCUAUACGAAUCAGCUCCACGGACCGCGAGGGCGCGCUGCGAGACUCCAGCGCCAAGAUAGAGGAACAGCAAAGGAAAGGCGAGGAGCUGAUCAACAGAUUCAUGGAAAGCAUGGCGAGCCAUCAAGCGAUGAUCCAGAACCUCUCGGACUCAGUCUCCAACUCGCCGCUCUUCAUCUCUUACUCCUUCUUCAAUAGGACGGGUAUCUUCGCCUAUCCGCCUUCUGGUAAAUCUCGCGGGGUGUGCGCAUGUGCGCUAGUCAUUCUGGAAAUAUUCUCGAUUUCCAAACUCAAAAUGAUAUUGGGCUGGCUAGCCUGUUUUGUGUGGAUGAGUGGAGGAAUGAAUUGGCUCAUAAGGAUAGGCCUGUCAAAGGCAGCCAUGCUGGUCUUCUUCCUCGCGGUUCGGAUGCCUCUCAGAUGGCUGAGACGCAAGAUGAGCUCGGAUGCCUCUAAAAGAGAACUCCGACCGAAGAGAAGCAGGCACGAUAUUUCUCACGAUGACAAUGACAAGCUGGGCCCUGACGAUCCGGGGCGGAUAUUGCCGGCAAGCGAAAGGGACGACGCGCCGACAGAAUCGCCCCGCCAAGUGUUUGUGUCGUGUGCGCAUUCGGACCCGUAUCGGCAAGCGAACGUCCGCCGCAAGUUCAGCAGCCAAUCUCUGGGUGGCAGUCGGAUCGUGCCCACCCGCCUGAUCGGAACCCAAGCCGAAGACGGGGCCUGA
Puccinia triticina is the source of this 1953-nucleotide messenger RNA. RefSeq lists its product as uncharacterized. Gene Ontology annotation, biological process: nuclear membrane fusion involved in karyogamy; karyogamy involved in conjugation with cellular fusion. NCBI's taxonomy places the organism in Eukaryota, Fungi, Basidiomycota, Pucciniomycetes, Pucciniales, Pucciniaceae. The record is from RefSeq and is a predicted model, not a curated record. Gene Ontology annotation, cellular component: endoplasmic reticulum membrane. Bases 1 to 1953 code for a protein of 650 amino acids. The transcript is spliced from 10 exons.